AUGGCUUUCUCCCCUGGCACAUGGCCGGCGAUCACUAGUACAAUCUUGCUGGCAUGGGCGGCGGCGGUGAGCGGCCGUGGCGUCGACGUGGGCGACAUGCUGAUGAUGGACAGGUUCCUCCGGUGGCAGGCCACGCACAACCGGUCGUACCCGAGCGUGGGGGAGAAGCUGCGACGCUUCCACGUAUACCGCGACAACGUGGAGUACAUCGACGCCACCAACCGCCGCGGCAACCUCACCUACCAGCUCAGCGAGAACCAGUUCGCCGACCUCACCCGGGAGGAGUUCCUCGCCAAGUUCACAUCUUACGACGGUGACGAUCGCACCAAGGAUGAUAAUGCAGUCAUCACAACGGCCCAGGGCGCCAACGCCAACAUGUGGUCGUCUGGCGGUGUCGAUGUCUCCUUGGAUCCGGCCAGCGUGGACUGGAGGGCCAAAGGAGCCGUGGUGCCGCCCAAGGCGCAAACCUCAUCGUGUUGUAAGUAAACAUCAUCCAUUUUCAACCUGAUCAAGUGUUGACGUAUAAUGUCCUGCCUAGUCUCUUCCAUCAGAUUGGUCUUUUGGUUGCAUUGGCUAGAGCAUGCAUUUCUACAUGGUAUCGGAGCCAA
Messenger RNA from Triticum dicoccoides, 608 nucleotides. RefSeq names its product chymopapain-like. NCBI's taxonomy places the organism in Eukaryota, Viridiplantae, Streptophyta, Magnoliopsida, Poales, Poaceae. Bases 1 to 486 code for a protein of 161 amino acids. The record is from RefSeq and is a predicted model, not a curated record. The transcript has a single exon.